Molecule: messenger RNA, 2292 nt
Organism: Impatiens glandulifera
Lineage: Eukaryota; Viridiplantae; Streptophyta; Magnoliopsida; Ericales; Balsaminaceae
Product: probable methyltransferase PMT2
Exons: 6
Coding region: 160-2010 (616 amino acids)
Cellular component (GO): trans-Golgi network; endosome; cytoplasm
Molecular function (GO): methyltransferase activity
Source: RefSeq, a predicted model, not a curated record
AUUGCCUCGGAUUCACUGUCGAGAAAAAGACAGGGCGAAGAGAUUAGGAUCAUCAAUCUCUAAUAUCUAUGAACUUUUCCACAUACAGACAGAAAAGAAAGAAGAAAAGCCCAAUCCAUCCCAGUUCAUGCUGAUCUGAGAUUUGGCAAGUGGUAGAUCAUGGCAAUAAAAGAGAAUCCUGGAGAUAACAGGACCCGGGGUACAAUACUAUCUUUAGUAAUUGUUUCUGGUCUGUGUGGUUUCUUUUAUCUUUUGGGUACAUGGCAAAGAAGUGGUUUUGGUAAGGGAGAUAGCAUAGCUUUGGAGAUAACAAGAAAUGCAGACUGUAGUUUCCUUUCGAAUCUCAAUGUCGAGACUCAUCAUGGGGAUGAAGCUGGGACGGCCGAUGACUCGAAUUUGGCGGUCGAUGCUUUUGAGCCGUGUGAUGAUCGCUAUAUCGACUAUACGCCUUGUCAAGACCAAAUGCGUGCUAUGACAUUUCCUCGUGAAAAUAUGAACUACAGGGAAAGACACUGUCCUCCUGCUGAAGAGAACCUUCAUUGCUUAAUUCCUGCACCAAAAGGUUAUGUGACUCCAUUUCCAUGGCCAAAGAGUAGGGACUAUGUCCCAUAUGCAAAUGCACCUUACAAAAGCUUGACUGUUGAGAAGGCAGUUCAAAAUUGGAUUCAAUAUGAAGGCAAUGUAUUUAGGUUUCCUGGUGGUGGCACACAGUUUCCUCAAGGAGCAGAUGCUUAUAUUGAUCAACUUGCUUCGGUCAUACCAAUAAAUAAUGGACUCGUGCGAACUGCUCUGGAUACUGGUUGUGGGGUUGCAAGCUGGGGUGCUUACUUAUUCAAAAGAAAUGUCAUAGCAAUGUCAUUUGCACCAAGAGACUCACAUGAAGCACAAGUUCAGUUUGCAUUAGAAAGAGGUGUGCCUGCUGUUAUUGGUGUUCUUGGAACCAUAAAGCUUCCAUAUCCAUCAAGAGCAUUCGACAUGGCUCAUUGUUCAAGAUGCCUUAUUCCUUGGGGUGAUAAUGCGGGAAUGUAUAUGAUGGAAGUUGAUAGAGUUCUUAGACCUGGUGGAUACUGGGUGCUAUCGGGUCCUCCCAUCAACUGGAAAGAGGAUUAUGAAGCAUGGCAGCGUCCUAAAGAGGAGCUUGAGGAGGAGCAGAGAAAGAUAGAAGAUAUCGCCAAACAACUCUGCUGGGAAAAGAAACACGAGAAGGGUGAAAUUGCUAUCUGGAGGAAAAGGGUUAAUAAGGACUAUUGCUCAGACCAGGCUUCUCAAGUUAAAUUUUGUGACACCAAAAAUAAUGUAGAUAGUGUCUGGUACAAGAAGAUGGAGGCUUGUGUAACCCCUUAUCCAGAAACUAGUAUUUCAGAUGAAGUUGCUGGCGGUGAAUUGAAUCCAUUCCCGGGAAGGCUUUAUGAUGUUCCUUCUAGAAUAACAAGUGGUUUUGUCCCAGGAGUCUCUGCUGAUUCAUAUAAAGAUGAUUUCAAAUUAUGGAAGAAACAUGUCAGUGCCUACAAGAGGAUCAAUAAAAUAAUUGACUCAGGUAGGUACAGGAACAUUAUGGACAUGAAUGCUGGACUAGGAAGUUUUGCUGCUGCACUUGAUUCUCCCAAUUAUUGGGUUAUGAAUGUUAUGCCAACUGUGGUUGAGAGAGACACCUUGGGUGUUAUAUUCGAACGAGGAUUAAUUGGAAUUUAUCAUGAUUGGUGUGAAGCCUUCUCCACAUACCCGAGGACUUAUGAUCUUAUUCAUGCUAAUGGUGUUUUCAGUUUAUACAAGGACAAAUGUAGUGCUGAAGAUAUACUGUUGGAAAUGGACCGGAUAUUAAGACCAGAAGGAACAGUUAUAUUCCGAGACCAGAUGGACGUGCUAGUGAAGGUGAAAAGACUCGUUUCAGGCAUGAGGUGGAAGACGAAAAUGGUGGAUCACGAGGAUGGGCCUCUCAUACCCGAGAAAGUGUUGUUUGCUGUUAAACAAUAUUGGGUUGCAGGUGGGAAUUCAACGACAUCCACCUAAAAGAGAAAAAAAAAAACUUUCAAAUUUCGAUAGAACAUUGGAAGAUUCAACUCCGCCUUGCCUGCCACUUCAUCUGACAACACUGCUUGUGUAGUUGUUCUCUUGUUACAAUUUUUUGUUUGUACUAGAGUUUUGAUAAUCCAUUGUUUAUGCUUAUUAAGCCAUUAAUGUUAAUUUACUUUUUUUGUAACCAAUUCUCUUCUACAUUCUUACACUAUUUUUAGUACAAACAGUCUACACUAUUUAUGUAAAAUUAAUUUCAGUGAGUCAACAUUUGAUCAG